Wyeomyia smithii (pitcher-plant mosquito) is the source of this 6097-nucleotide messenger RNA. It is a transcript of the gene fab1, whose product is annotated as putative 1-phosphatidylinositol 3-phosphate 5-kinase. The transcript has 14 exons. Gene Ontology annotation, molecular function: ATP binding; metal ion binding; 1-phosphatidylinositol-3-phosphate 5-kinase activity. NCBI's taxonomy places the organism in Eukaryota, Metazoa, Arthropoda, Insecta, Diptera, Culicidae. The record is from RefSeq and is a predicted model, not a curated record. Bases 1 to 5412 code for a protein of 1803 amino acids. Gene Ontology annotation, biological process: intracellular signal transduction; phosphatidylinositol phosphate biosynthetic process. Gene Ontology annotation, cellular component: endosome membrane.
AUGAACAAGAAUCUCCAUUCACCAAAAAUUCUCACAGAAUUUGCUCGAGACUUUGAAGAAGAACCGUCAACUUUAUUUAAUAAACUUGUUAAGUUGACGGCGAGUAUAUACAACAGUGGAAGUGAAACUUCAUCAAACGAUAAUCAUAACGUGGAAAAUAAAACCAGCCCAAUAAAUAAUGUGCAUGAAGAAAAACAAGAAAGCUUAAAUAAUGUACAGACUCAACUUUCUAAUCAAGUUCCAUGUUACGGGCCAAGUUUUGUUCAUGAACGAACUUCAAUAAACGUACUCAAACGUUUGAGUAAUAUAGUCUCACAGAGAUCAACCAGCUAUCAAAACUACAAACAUACUGAGUUACAAAAACUUUGGAUGCCUGAUUCUACAUCGAUUGAAUGUUAUGACUGCUCAGCCAAAUUUUCAACUUUUCGUAGAAAGCAUCACUGUCGAUUGUGUGGGCAAAUUUUUUGUACGAAAUGUUGCAAUCAGGUUGUUCCUGGAAAAUUAAUCAACUGUACCGGCGGAAAAAACGAUCUUGCCAUCCAAAAUAUCGAUUCAGCAGAAGAUCGCGCGCAGAGAAAUCGGUUCAAAAAAUCGAUAAAUCGGCUAGCAAAGAUCGAUUUUGCAAAAAUGGGAUCGAUCUUGCCCAUUGCUAGAAAAGGCCACUUGGCGGCGGUUUGCGAUACUAGAUCGAAGCAUAACGUGGAGGAACAGAAUGCGUUUCCCGAGGAGGAGGUGUCUGAUGAAUGCAUCGAAGCACAGCAAAACUUCAUAAGUGAUUUGAAAGUAUGUACAUAUUGCUCCAAAGUUGUGCUUACGUAUCUUAAAUCUUCCAACAUUACCGCUGAUUUGAAGUCGGACCUCAAGGCUUUACAGGAUGAUCUUUCAAAUAAAUUAUCAUCAAAUAGCUUUUGUAAUCCGAACGAUGGCGAUACUUAUACCAUUACUUCUCAAAGGCGCAAAGUAUCUGUUGGUUACCAAGAAGAGCGUUUUGUCUCUACACAGACGACGACUAUGUCAAGCGCUGACCGAAAAUCUAUUCUACAACAAUCAAGCUCUUUGCGUGCAUUAUAUGAAGAAAUGAUCAAGGUGUUACCUAAUGUGAAUCGUGGGCUGAAUUUAACAUCAUACCUGAUAAACACCCAAAAAUCAUCAAACAAUAGGCAAGCCUUAGCAAUACUAAACGCAAUGACUGAAGCUGGUUUUCUGAUACCACUUUUGGUGGAUACUACACAGUUUUCGUAUACCGAACCAGAAAGUGAAGAAGCGAGUUCAUUUAUUGUGUUCGACGAAAAUUUGGAAUAUAAAUUUCUUUGGCAUGAUGAUCAAGUUUCUCAAUCUGGAUCGUACGAGCUUGACGUAGACUUCAAAUCAAAUUCUGUACAUAUAAUGCGACCGAACAUCAUUGACGCUCAUGAACCUGUGACAAAUAUGACGCCAUCAAGCGCCCAAGCUGGUACACAGCUUUGUUCUAAUUAUCGUGAUACCGAUGUGGAUAGCUCAUUUUUAUAUUCAUCAGGGGCGAAACCACUCUUAGAAGCAUUUUGUGAACAUGAAGAACUUCUACUUAAUCAAUUACUGCGAAAUGAGUGCCUUGACACAACAUGGGCAAAAACGUUAAUUCCCAUUGCAGCUAGAGUGACAAAUACUAUUCGUCCACAAAUAAGCGGAUUGGUUGAUACAAUGGAUAUUCGAAAUCAUGUUUUUUUCAAAAAAGUACCAGGAGGUCAGCGUCACGAUUGCAAAAUAAUUGGAGGAGUAGUUUUCUCCAAAAACGUUGUUCAUAGACAAAUGCUGUCUUGCGUAGAUAAACCUAGAAUUUUGCUAUUGCAAUGUGCAAUUGCUUAUCAGCGCAUUGAGGGAAAAUUUGUCAGUUUCGAUACAUUGAUGCUGCAAGAGAGAGAUUAUUUAAAAAACAAAAUCACAAAGAUUCUUAGUCUUGGGCCAAACAUAAUUUUGGUACAUAAAAAUGUAGCAGGUAUUGCUCAGGACAUGCUUCGUAACAAUGGAGUCACUGUCGUACUAGAUGUCAAACUAUGCGUUAUGGAGAGAAUCGCUCGAUGCUUGGAAUGCGAUAUAUUAACAUCUAUUGAUUCCAAUGUUGGACAGCCUAAGCUCGGUACUUGUGAUACAUUCCACAUUCAAACGUUUUCUGAUGAACAAGGAAAUUGCAAAUCAUUGAUGUGCUUUGAAAAAUCGCACAGUCCGCGUGGUUGCUGUGUUUUAUUACGAGGAGGUAGUAGAAGUGAAUUGGUUAAGAUUAAAAAAGUGAUAUCGCUUUUACUUUUUGCACGAUAUAAUUGGCGUUUAGAGUUAUCAUAUCUAUGUGAUGUAUACGCCAGACCACCAUCUCCUCGACCCAAUUUUUUUGACACUGAAGAAGCGUGUACAACUGAUGAAUGUAGUGGUCCUCUCAAAAAUCUUAUGCAUGGCGUUUCAAAUAUAAGAAAGGAAGAAGACGUAACGAGAAAAACAAAUGUUAACUUCGAGAGCGUGGGAGAUUUCUCAGAUCCUUUAAGAGCCAUUGAUCUAUCACAAAACAUACUCGAUUCGGAGAAUUCGCUCGAUCUGAUGGUGGACACUACAAUUGAUAAUCGAUUUAAAACGGCACUCAGUAGCACAAUUCUUUCAAUAAGCCCAUUUAUGAACAUUCCAUUACCCUAUUUAGAAACAGUGAGUGGCCAAAAAUGCGCUUUGCGGUCCCGCUUUCCGUCGGAACUUUUUUAUUCUAAGUAUUUGAGCGAUCGGAUGCCUGAUAAACUUGUUUUACUAGACAUACCCAUGAAACAACAGGAAGAACUGGUGAAACUACUACCCAUUCACGAAUUCAUAUCACAUAAAAUUAGAUCCGCCGUAGACAGCAGGGAAAUUCAAGUUAUGCUUGCUGACUACCGGGCUUCUGGAGGGCGAUAUUUUAAACAAGCUACAAUGGGGAACGGUAGUAGUCGCAGCCAAUGUGCGAUAACUUGCCAUCAAAAAUCUCUCGAUGAGUAUAUUUACAAGGAUGCUCUUCAUCUCGAAAGUCAUCAGCGACUACCCGUAUUGUUUUGCAGUUUUUACUAUAAUUUAAACGCACCAUCAUCUUUUUGUGCUCAGCCAUCAUUUCUAAACAUGCAAUUCUAUGGACAUAAUGAUAUAAUGUUAGGCGAAUUCUUGGAACGUUACUGCUUUCGUAGCACGUAUAUAUGUAAAUCAUGUAAUGUACCAAUGAUGGAUCAUGUUCGGCGCUACGUUCAUUCACAAGGAUGUGUUCAGGUGAAAUUAAGUGAAGAUGUGAAUAAAUUGGAUACUGGUACGAUAUUGGUUACUUCCAAAUGUAACAUUUGCAAUGAAAUCACUACACCAACGCCUAUGUCUAAUGAUACUUGGUGUUACUCGUUUGCGAAAUAUUUGGAAUCGCGUUUUCAUGGACAUGCAUACAAAUGUAGAGGGUUAAAAAACCAUACAAAUUGUAAGCAUUCCCUCCAUCGUGAUCAUACACAGUAUUUUUCUUACAUGGGGUUAGUUGCUAGUUUCGCUUAUAACCCCGUGGAAAUGUGGGAAAUUCAUUUGCCAACGAUGAUCGUCCAGUUAAUACCUCCGAAAAUUACGUGCAACACCAAGCAAAUUGUGGAAGAUGUUAAAAAUUUUGCUAUAACCGGUUACGAGAUAUAUGCGAAAAUUUUCGAUAAGUUGGCAUAUCUUUCGGAAGAUACCGAUAGUUUUGCAAAGCUAAAAAAGAAAGCGAAUCAGGAUCAGAUGGGGUUUAAACAAAAUGUUGAAGUGAUUCAAACGUUGUUAACAGAACCAAAUGUACCUGCAGAUGAGAUCGAGAAUGCUAUGCUUCUACUCAAAAAGUCUUUGGCCGAAACAACGGACGAAUGGGAACCAAAGUUACAAGAAAUAAUGGUUCAAACUAGAUCGAAUCAGACAAAAUUGGAUCUAGCUAAUGUUGAUAGUGGCACAAUUGUAACAGAAGAUUUUACUUCAUCUAUCGAAGAUUCUUCAACAACGGAUAAAACUUUGAGUGAAACAUUUAUUUCUGAGGAAGGUAAAUCCGAUGAAUUAAUGUUUGAGUCCAUUACAGAAGGUAAUAAAAUAGACGAUAAACCGACCAAAGAUUUCGAAAGAAAGGGUGCCAAAAGUUUAUUUAGUCAACUUCUUUCUUCUAAUGAUUUGACACAUGUUUUAAACUCACCAUUGCCUGCAAACGAGCAUUAUAAUAUCAAAACAGGUUUGUUUCCAGUUAUGGUUGAUGAUCAGGAUGUUUCAUCGUGUAUAGCCUACAGUUUGGUGUCGCGCGAGUACUUAAAAGCACUGGACAAUUUAUAUUCAGAAACUGCGACCGACAGUAGUCCGAAUUUAAUGCGAAAAUCAUUGGAUAUCGGGUUGGUUACGGAGACUGAUGAUCUAAAUCAGAUAAAAUUAGAAAGCGGCGAGAUAAAAAAAAAUAAACAAAGUUACAUAGAAAUCCAUUUUCAGGAUUCAGUCACCAACUUUGUUUGCAAAGUAUAUUUUGCAAAAGAAUUUGAUCAGCUGCGAAAUAACUUAUUGAAACAACCAAUAACUAAAUCAGAAGACGUGCGUUACAAACAAACGGAUAUGCAUAAAAAGCCAAAUGAUACCCGAAAGAAUGAAGACAAUAAAGACUUACCUGGAAGCAUGUUUGCGCGUUCUUUUUGCAAAAGCAUUAAAUGGGAAGCACGAGGUGGUAAAAGUGGAUCAAAAUUUAGCAAAACUAUGGAUGAUCAAUUCGUUCUGAAAGAAAUGUCUAAAACAGAUAUUUCUCUUUUUGAAAACUUUGCUCCUAAUUACUUCGAUUAUCUGCAACAAUGUCUUUCAAAGGACCAACCCACACUGCUUGUGAAGAUUUUUGGAGUAUUCAAGGUUGCAAUACGAAGAAAAGACUUCACAUCCGUUGAGAAAACUGUUCUGGUGAUGGAAAAUCUCUUCAGUAACAAGGAUAUCUCAGAUAAAUUCGACCUCAAGGGAUCUCUUAGAAAUCGUAUGGUCGAUCCAAACCGCCAAACCGGUGAAAUUGUGCUCAUGGACGAAAAUCUCAUGCAAAUGUCUUGGACCAAUCCUCUUUACAUAUUCACUCACAGUCGAACAAUUCUCAAAGAAGCGAUAGAACAAGAUGCGUCUUUCCUCGAAAAAAAUGGUGUUAUGGACUAUUCGCUUCUAGUUGGCCUAGACAAUAAAAAACAUUUAUUGGUUGUUGGAAUUAUAGAUUAUAUUCGAACUUUUACCCUUGACAAACGUGUUGAAUCUAUCAUAAAACAGUCAGGAAUCAUGGGUGGCCAUGGAAAACUUCCUACCGUAGUUUCGCCAAAAAUGUAUAGAACUCGUUUCAGUGAAGCCAUGGAUAGAUAUUUCCUUGCAGUCCCAGAUCGAUGGGAAGGGUUAACAAAACACAGCUUACUAGAGUAUACUUAGACUUACAUUUGUCUCUAGUUUAUUGUAAAGAAUAUAUGUAUAGCUGUAACACGGGACGGUUUGGACCGGAGCCUUACUUUGUGAUUUGCGGGAGGCUUAAAUGCGCCACUCUCUUUCGAGAGACCCCCCACCUGAAAUAAAUAUUGUUGUUCUUGCCCAGCUAAUGAGACCCUCCUUAUAUUGGGCGGGUUUUAUUUGUUCCAAGAUUCCGACUCUGAAACGGUUCAACCUUACCGGAAACAACCUUGAUAUUCCAUCAAACCUUAGAGAAAACUACCAGGGAUGACAAACCAACAACACGAUGAAAUCGGUCUGGCCAAAUAGAUUCUACUGGCCGAUUAUCAUCACUGGGAAAAUUUCUCACUUUUGCUGUCUUAGAACGCUUCAGACUUGAAGCCAACCUCGCUCGCUUUUUCAUGGCAAAGCGAUUAGAAUAAAAUAAACCCAAAAAAUAUCCGAACUUCUAUUGGGUUCUUAACGGAAGCUUAACAGUGUUGAGUCUUUGAAAAAUACUGUUCUCAAAGCACGUGGGACGGGAAAGCUACGUGAAGCGGCAAAACGUUAUGAUGUACCAUAUGGAACGGUUCAUCGCCACCUUCGGGAGCGACAUACCUCAACUCUCAUUUUUACUGCAACCUCGAAAGUCACAUAAAAUGUGACCUGGCCAUGUGAGAUCUUUAAAACG